This is a messenger RNA of Fulvia fulva, 2721 nucleotides long. Its product is annotated as Cytoskeletal protein syp1. Bases 1 to 2721 code for a protein of 906 amino acids. Gene Ontology annotation, cellular component: endocytic vesicle; cell division site; plasma membrane. The transcript is spliced from 5 exons. Gene Ontology annotation, biological process: septin cytoskeleton organization. The record is from RefSeq and is a predicted model, not a curated record. Lineage: Eukaryota; Fungi; Ascomycota; Dothideomycetes; Mycosphaerellales; Mycosphaerellaceae.
AUGGACCGGACGGAUUACGCGGGCAUGCUGCCCAAGCUGCAGCCUACGCAAGCGGUUGAUAUUCUGAAUGAUCGCGUGCGGCAGGUGGGAAGGUUGAAUACCACGAUUGCGGACUGGCUUCAAGAACGGAGCAGGCUGGAAGAACAGUACGCUGCUGGUCUCAGGAAGCUUGCGCGAAAGGCGUUGGAUGAUAUCGAUCUUGGCAUCUUCUCAACGCCAUGGAGCGCCCUCACCAACUCCCUCGACACCCAAGCCGAUGCGCACGCCUCCCUCGCCUCGAAGAUCGAUGUCGAUGUCGAAGCGCCGUUACGCGCCUUUGCUAGCAGCAACCGCGAAAUGCAGUCGAUGAGCACUGUGCAGGGCAACUUGGCGGCUAUCGCAAAGGACAUCGACAAGGCACAGCAAAAGUCGGAGAAACUGCAGGGCAAAGGCGAAAAAGCUGAGGCGAACAAGGUCGCGAAUGCCACUUCGGAUCUGGACAAUGCGCGAGCGCAGUGGGACUCGCAGGCGCCGUAUGUUUUCGAGCAGCUGCAGGCCUUGGAUGAGACUCGGGUCAACCACUUGCGAGAUCUGUUGACGCAGUUUGAGACAUUGGAAGCCGAUCAGGUGGAGAAGAGCAGAGUCGCGGCUGAGUCUUGCUUGAAUGUGCUGUUGAACGUGGAGACGAAAGAUGAGAUCAAGACGUGGUCACUGAAGGCGCUCGCCUCGAAGCCUGCGGCCAAUCGAUCGAACAGGGCAAGCUUCAUGCCUACAUCGACUCCAUCACGAGGUGCAUCAUCAUCGGCCAAUGCGCUUUCCACGAUUCCGUCGAAUCCGGAGGACGAUGCAAGUCAAUACAGCGCAAGCACACCCGAACCCAGCAAGAAGGGCGGCUUUAAAGGACUCAAGCGACUUGGUACUGUCAUGUCGCGGCGGUCUAGCAAGCAGCCCCAAGCAUUGCCAUCUACAUCGGAAUCGCCGGAACGGAAGCCUAGAUCUGGGCCAUUUGCAGCGCUGCGAAGGAACAAGGACUCGUAUGGCCUAGAGCCACCUCAGGAAGAGUCUGGGUCGAGGCGCCCUGGUUCGCCAUUGAGGAUGGGCAGUGAGAUUCUGGAAGCACCGCAGAGCAGACAGGAGCCAACGAGCCCGAUUAGAGAUCGAGCACCCCAGCUGGACGCCGUCAACAUUCCACACAUGAACGGCAGUAGGUCGCCGACAUCUGCAGCAUUCCCCAAUGGCAGUCACCAAGGAGACCUGGCAGACCUGGACCCGCCGAAGCCAGCCCAACCCGAAGCACCGAUGAUGCCAACGAUAUCUGAGCCACAAAGAGACAGUCAAGGCUAUAGCUUGCCCCAGCGAGACCUUGAUCCUAUUUCGCAGGCGCAGGCAGACGCAGCGGCUGAACGUGCGGAGCCUGCUUAUAAUGUCAACAUUCGACAAGAGCCGAUCAGAGAAGAAGGCAGUGAGGUAGCACUUGCGAAUGUCGCGACAAAGCUGCAGGCUCCUCCCAUCACACAACGAAGGCUUGGAACUGUGCGUGGUCGUCGUGAUGCUCGCAAUAGCGCUGUGAUCAGCACCUACGGUCCGCCAGACCAAGCUGUAGCAAGACCUAUUGCAGUCGCUGCACCUCCUACCACAGAACGAGCGGUCGAGCCAACGCCUAUCAAUACACAAGUCGCAGCUCCUGUCGUCCAACCUCGUCCAGUGGCGACCGAGCCCUCUUCGAACUCUCUGGUGAACUCACCCUCUGGUGCGUUCACUGGGGCCGCGGCCGGAGGAUCGACUUUCUCGUCGUUCAGUCCUACCAACGAGCCGCAGUCCCCUGGUGCAGCCUUCCGGCCGACAUCGAGAGCUGCUACAUUGGAUGCUCACGACAACCAAUCCAUACGCUCUGGACGAUCUACCGCCAGUCAAACCAACCGCCACCCUGAUCUUCAAAAGCCCGGCCUCAGCUCUUCAAUCGUCGAAACUGUCUCUGCUAAAUUCGAGAGUGGUAAUACUGUCUCGUCUUCGAUCAUCGGCGAGAUCGCACUGGCACACAACUCUACAGAUCGAAGCCCCAGUACCGGUCAGGAAAUCAUCCGCCUCGACCACUUCUCGAGCCUCGACAAGGUCGCCCCUAACCCUGCUUUCCUCAGUCAGAAUCUCGAUCGCGAUGGCGAGUACUCCGUCAACCUCGCCACGCUAGGCUCGAAGACCCAGGUCGCGUUCAAGUAUCAGCUUCGCGCUGACGACGCUUUGACGCAUACGCCACUGCUCUUGAGCCCUGUUCACAAGAUUACACCAGAUGCGACCAUGGUCAUCAUCAAGUAUUCUUUGCAUCCUAACUUUGCUUUCCCAUCUGGGACGAAUAGCGUCACGUUGCACAAUAUCAUGAUUGUGCAUGUUCUUGAAGGCGCGAGGGCGAGUGGGAGUCAAAGUAAACCCCCAGGUACAUUCGCCCGUGAAAAGAACCUCCACUUCUGGAACCUCGGCGAUGUCACCCUCAGCCAGGGCGCCGAACCGCAACAACUCCUCGUCAAGUUCACGACAGAGAGUGAGGCUACCGGUGGCCACAUUGAGGCCAAAUGGGACAUCAGCGGUGACGAAGCGCAAGCUCUCGGCUCUGGCCUGACUGUCAGCGCUGCUGAGGCGGAUCAUGAUCCCUUCGCAGACGAGAAUGCAAACCCAGCUGGUGGAUGGAAGUUGGUGCCGAAUGUGAAGAAGUUGGUGAGUGGGAACUAUGUGGCGAAGACGCAGUAG